CCUCUCCAUAUUCCCUCCCCGCCGCGCCUUGCUAGCGGCGGCGGUGGCAGUGGCUGCUGUGGUGGCGGCGGCUCGUGGAGCCGGCGCGAGUCCAGCCCUCGCGGCGGGACCCGGGUCUUGACGAGCCCUGUCUGGGCAGAAGCGUGCGGAGAAUGGAAACGCGCGUUCAGCCAUGUCUCUGGGCCGCCUCCUUCGCAGGGCCUCCUCCAAGGCCUCGGACCUCCUGACCCUCACCACGGGGGGCAGCGUUGGGUCCCCCUCCAUCCUGGAUGGAGAGAUCAUCUACUCCAAGAACAAUGUCUGUGUGCACGCACCUGAGGGGCUGCAGGGCCCUGGGGAGCAUCACCCAGGGUACCUGUGCCUCUACAUGGAGAAAGAUGAGCUGCUGGGGGCGACCCUCAUCCUGGCGUGGGUCCCCAACUCUCGCAUCCAGAGGCAGGACGAGGAGGCCCUACGCUACAUCACCCCCGAGAGCUCCCCUGUGCGCAAGGCACCUCGCCCUCGGCGGCGGCGCACCACGAGCCUGGGAGCCCCCUACCAACCCUCUCCCACAGAGCCAAGGCCUCCCCUGAUUCCCAAAGACGAGGACAUCCUGGUGGUGGUCCAGAACACCCAGGAUACUGUGCACAUCAGCCCUGCAUCUGAAGAUGGGGAAAAACUGGCCCAGGGCCCAGAGGUGGAUGGUCCCCUGCCCACUUCACAGCCUGUCCACAGUGACUCUGGGAUCCUGUCUACAGUCAGCUCACAGGAUGGGACAGAGGAUGGCCGGGAGCCGCGGCCUGAGGCCGUGGAGGAAGAGGGCUCCUUGGAGUUGUCGGCUGAUGGCGUGAGCAGGGAUAGCUCCUUCGACUCUGACUCUGACGCCUUUUCUUCACCGUUCUGCCUCUCGCCCAUCAGUGCAGCCCUUGCAGAAGGGAACAGCUCUGCAUUCCUGGAGAGCGAGGGCAGCUCCCCCUCUAGCUCGGAUGCCAACCUGCGGUUCCCCGACAGCAAUGGCCUCCUGCAGACAUCUCGCUGGGAUGAGCCACAGCGGGGAUGUGCCCUGGAGCAGAUCUGUGGUGUGUUCCGUGUGGACCUGGGCCACAUGCGCUCACUGCGACUCUUCUUCAGUGACGAGGCUUGCACGAGUGGCCAGCUGGUGGUGGCCAGCCGAGAAAGCCAGUACAAGAUUUUUCACUUCCACCACGGUGGCCUGGACAAGCUCUCCGAGGUGUUCCAGCGAUGGAAAUUCUGCACGGAGACACACCUCAGGGAUCAGCAGGUCACGGAUGAGAGGACAUGCAUGCAGUUCUCCAUCCGACGGCCCAAGCUGCCAUCCUCUGAGACCCACCCGGAAGAGAGCCUGUACCGGAGGCUGGACGUGUCUGCCUGGCUCAACCACCUGAAUGAUCUGGGCCAGGUGGAGGAGGGGUACAAGCUUCGCCAGGCCAUUUUCUUUGGUGGCAUUGAUGUGUCGAUCCGGGGGGAGGUCUGGCCUUUCCUGCUGCACUAUUACAACCACGAGUCCACGUCGGAGGAGCGUGAGGCGCUUCGGGAGCAGAAGCGAAAGGAAUAUGCAGCGAUCCAGCAAAAAAGGCUCUCCAUGACUCCCGAGGAGCAGAGAGCCUUUUGGCGCAAUGUGCAGUUCACUGUGGACAAAGAUGUGGUUCGCACAGACAGGAACAACCAGUUCUUCCGAGGGGAGGACAACCCAAACGUGGAGAGCAUGAGGAGGAUCCUGCUGAAUUAUGCUGUGUACAACCCAGCCAUCGGCUACUCACAGGGCAUGUCAGACCUGGUGGCACCCAUCCUGGCUGAGGUCUUGGAUGAAUCAGACACUUUCUGGUGCUUCGUGGGUUUGAUGCAGAACACCAUCUUUGUUAGCUCUCCCCGGGACGAGGACAUGGAGAGACAGCUGCUAUACCUGCGAGAGCUUCUCAGGCUGACGCACCAGCGCUUCUACCAGCACCUGGUCUCCCUGGGCGAGGACGGACUCCAGAUGCUCUUCUGCCACCGCUGGCUCCUACUCUGCUUCAAACGGGAGUUUCCUGAGGCCGAGGCCCUGCGCAUCUGGGAGGCCUGCUGGGCCCACUACCAGACGGAUUACUUCCACCUGUUCAUCUGUGUGGCCAUCGUGGCCAUCUAUGGAGAUGAUGUCAUCGAGCAACAGCUGGCCACUGACCAGAUGCUUCUUCACUUUGGAAACCUGGCCAUGCAUAUGAAUGGAGAACUGGUCCUCAGGAAGGCCAGGAGUCUCCUGUACCAGUUCCGCCUUCUGCCACGGAUCCCCUGCAGCCUACAUGACCUGUGUAAGCUGUGUGGUACAGGCAUGUGGGACAGUGGGUACAUGCCAGCUGUGGAGUGUGCCGGCCACCACCCGGGCUCAGAGAACUGUCCCUAUGGGGGCACAAUGGAGAUGUCGUCACCCAAGCCCCCAAGAGAAGGCAAGAAGGGCCCAAAGGCACCACGGGAGGCCUUUGGUUUCCGCAGAUAGGAAAGCCUCUGCCCUUGACACGGAGCAAGAGCAACUCCCUGAGGUCCUGGGCAAGUGGGAGGGGGUGGGGAUGGACAUGGAGGGAACAGAAUCUAAAAAUACAAGGAAAGGCCUCUGGCCAAUGUGAAGAGAACCUUGUCACCAUGACAGAAUCAGACUCUAGAAGUGACAGCAGGUAACAGAUGUACCGAGAAUUCAGCUCCUGAAAGGCUGGCCCAGGAUGUCUGGCUACCGCACUCAAAUACAGGUUGCUGGCUGGCUGGCUGGCUGGGGGAUUCCAGCAGAGCCCAGAGUCCCUCCACAGAACUGCAGGCAAAGCAGGUUCUAGAAGAGGCUUCACCCUCACACCAGCACCAAGGGGCACAGAGGAGCAGGACUGUCCUGAGUGAGUCAAGCUUGUUUCUGAAGCUUCCUGGUUACAUCUGCAAGACCAGUGUAAAAACACUAGUCCAAAAAGAAACAGAGGAGAGAGAGAGCGAGAGCAGAUGUUCAGACCUGAGCUUCCCACAGUGUCUAUGUGAGUGUUGAGAAGGACAUGUCCACCCUGAACCAGAGGCAUGGGCUGGUGGACAAGUGUCAGAUGUACCUCCCACUGGGAUCCUCCCCUUAGGAUCUGAGGUUUUUCCCCUCUACCCAAAACAGAAACCCACUGGGGCCUAAAUGGGUUGAGAGGUGUGGUAUGUGCAACCAUGAGGUCCUCUGAAGAAAAAAUGCUUGGUCCUGGGGGAGGGGGUAUAUAAAUCCCCAGCCAAGACAGAGGCAUCUGAAAUAGCUGUGGAGGUGCCUCCCACCUCCAUGCAGGGCCUGGGUCCCUGUUAUGCAAGGGGGCUUCUGCCCCUUGGCGUCUCUGCUGGCUGAACAGUACUGGGGUGCUCUGCCUCUUAAGAAGGAAAAGGUCACCUCUACACUCUACCCUCUAAAGCUGAGGAUUGUGGUUGGAUAAAGGUGUGUUCCAGAGCAUUCCUAGCCAAUGUCCCAAAAGCUGGUGCAAACAAGGAGCCUUGAACCCUCCAUCAAGGGCUGAAUCCUGCGGGAAUGCAGGGGUAGGGGUGGACGGAGGUGACCUGCUAUUGACUUUUCUCACUGAGAGUGGCGCUGCCGGACGGUGCCACAUUUAAAAGGAGCUUAUCAGAAAGAAAGAGGAAGUCUCUGACAGCCACUCCCCUUCUCCAUGAGCCCGCCCCUUCUCUGCAGGCUCAUGAGGAUGUGGGUCCUUCUAGGAAGAGCCUUUGGUAGAGAGUGUCCUGAUCUUGGGGUUACUGUCCAUUAUGAGCAACAGUGAAGUCCUGAGAGUGGCCUUUUUAUCUGACUUGCUUUCUGUUCUAGCUUCUGACCCUUUCUGGAAGCUAGGGCCACAAACAGGCAUAUCCGCUGUCCAGCACCACAGUAACAGUAUACAGGGCACAGCCUCAGUGGCUAGAUCCAUGUGCACCAGCUGGCACACACGGCUUUGGGUCAGCAGUCUAGGGUGGGUGGUUUGGGUCUUGGAUAGGAUCACUCACUCUCUUCUUGGGUCACCACCUCUCAAGUCCCAGUGGGGUGUGUGUGGCAGCACUGGCCUCUGGGUCACCCCCUGAUGGUAGAAGCAGGAACGUGCAGUGUUUUUCUUGUGUUGGUGGAUACCGCACUUGCUGACCACCUGAGGGGCAAAGCAGGUUGCAUGCCAAAGCCACGAUGUUGGGGACUGUUGGGGACGCGAGCUCUUGUCUCUGGGUUCCUCUCAGCAGUCACGUGGCAGAAGCCUGGCAAUUCAGGGGGGCCCGGCUGCCUACCACCCCAGGAAAUCUGGAUACAGAUCACUCCUUUCCCAGGGAGGAGGAGCCAGCUCCUACCUUCCCCCCUCCCAAGUUCACACUCCUGGGCUGUACCCCAUCUCCUUCACAUCCACUCUGCUGUGUUGGGGUGGGACAGGGGGAGCAGUCCAAGGAUUCUCUCACCCUGGAGAGUCUCAGAGAGCAAGGAUCCCUAGCUCCCAUUGCUCCCCAAGACCUGACCCAGCAUGGUCAGCGACAACACAAGGCCAGGUAUCCCCCCAUGGACUGCUGGAUCCUGGUGUUACCUGCAGCAUUAGGCCAGCUGGGGCCUCUGCAGCAGGACAGACGAGGUGUGUGGGCUCCCUGAGCUCUGCUCUGAGGAGUGGGGAGGCCCUGCACACGGAGUACAGCAACCUUAAUCUGGAUGCAAUUAGAGGAGACCAGCCAAAUACCCUGUGGCAGCUGUUACCCCGGGAUUAUUCCCAGCCAGCAAAAGGCAUUAGGGUGAUAAUUCAGUCAUUAGACUUCUAGCCUUCCCACCGCCAGGACAUACAAAUCACGGGUAAUCAGCCCGCACACCGUCCCUUGGCCACGAGGCUUAUUUAACCCAUUUUUUAAAAUGACACUUAAUGCUAUUGACCAGCACGCCUGUGUGCGCAUGCCCCACCACUAAUGUCUGUGCUGACGACAUUGCCUAAUGUCAUCAGGGCUCUGGUAGAGAAGGACACCUUUGAUGUGUGUGUGUGUGUGUGUGUGUGUGUGUGUGUGUGUGUGUGUGUGUAAAGGGCUACUCAUUUCUGACUCACUCUCUAAGUAGAGGGGACAGUGUUGGGGGAGAGGGUGGAAACAAGAGGAGAUGUCAGGGUUGGAGUAGAAUGUGUGCUCCUCCAUCUGGGCCAGGGUCCUCACUGGGUACAUAGAAGACGCUGCUUCCCCAGAAAGUUCCACCUCAAGUGCUAGCCAGGAGGCCUGGCCCGCCUCUGUAGAUGGAGUGAGCUAUGUGGUUCCUGACCAACUGGGGUCAGGGAGGGGACCAGGUUAAAUUCGGGAGGGGAAGAUUUUGGUCUUGGCUUCUGAGACUGUGCUAAAAGUGGUAUGAUGCCCUUGCUGCCCAAAGAGGGUCUCCUGGAGCUGGUGCCUUUGAUGGCCCUGGGCACCCAGAGAGGGCAAUAGGCAAUGGGGAGAGGAUUGCAGGCUGGAUCAGGGGUCAGCUCCUAAAACGUUCCCCUGCCCUUUUGCUUGCAUUCCGGUUUGAUUUGCUGUGCCAAGGGGGCAGUAUGUGGAACGUGGGGCCCACAUUCUUGCUAGGCAAGUGUGCUGCCCUACUGAGCAACACACACAACCCAUCUGCUUCAUGUUUGAUAAAAUUAAUUCAGAUGGAGAUCAGCCCCCACAGCAGCAGGAGUCCACCUAUGGCCUCCACUAUGUAGGCUCCUUCCUCUGUAGUCAGGCUGGGGUUGUCAGGGACACCCGGGGCUGGCCAGACAGAGGGAAGGGGGCUGGCAGAGGACCCUGGAGGCCACCUUUCCCAGGAGAGAGAAAGAUGGCAAGUCCCCUGGAAACUUAUGCAGGGGUAUAACCUGGAUUAGAGGUGGACCACCAAGGAGGGCACAAGGAAGCUGGCUAGCCUGAGUCCCUGAAGAGCCAAGCAGCCUCUGGACAUUAGUCGUGUUUCUAAAGAGGUUGUGUUGCAUUUUGUCCUGGGCUAACCUGGACUAGAGAGAACCACCCCAAAUCUAAGAAGCUAGUUUCCCCAGAGCUUCCCUGGCAGGGAGUGAAGGGUUCCCCUAAGCCAUUUCCUCGCCCAUAAAAGGAGAGCAAGCCUCCUUCAAAAGACUGUCUGGGGACUUUGAUGUAAAGGCCGCCACAGGAGUGCCCAGGGACCUCACCUGCCACUCAGGGAAGAGCCCACUGGCCUUAGCCUUCCGCAGCAGUGACCAAGAGGGGCUAUCCGCUCCCAUCGAGUGCUCUCCCUGGUUUGGAGUCAGCAAACCCAUGCCUCUCCCAUGCAUCCACCUUUCUGUGUGUCCUCUGCAGAGGGCAAACCUCUGUACCUCCUCUGAAAUUCACUCUGUGCCACCCACGCCUACCCUGAAGAAAAGUGAGCCACAAAGCCACCUCAGGGGUCUUGGCCUGCGCCUGUCUGUGAGCGUGUGCUCUUCCAUGGCCGGUCUUGCCCACAGCGGGGAAGACCCUUCCAUGAGACUCUGCACUUCCUGAACAGCUGCAUGCAGAUGCCCGCUACCGCCGUUCAGUUCCAGGUGGGAGGCUGGCAUUUCAGGUUUGCAGAGGUCAAGUCACAUGACUGUUUCUCUUCCACACCUUGAGGAUAAGGAAGAGACCUUUUUGUGUAUUUUGUUUUGUUUUUAAAAUAAUGAAAUAUCCCCAUUGCCAAUGUCUACGGCAAGUGAUUCGUUUCUCUGUUGUGUUUUGUUUUUUUUUUUUAGCAGUUCCCUUCUGUUCAAGGUCAGGUCUGGUCACAUGAUCCUUGUGAAUCAUGACUCUCAUGGAUUCUACACAAAGUAAAUAAAAUAGUAUUGCCACACA
This is a messenger RNA of Onychomys torridus (southern grasshopper mouse), 6774 nucleotides long. It is a transcript of the gene Tbc1d16, whose product is annotated as TBC1 domain family member 16. The transcript is spliced from 12 exons. Bases 173 to 2473 code for a protein of 766 amino acids. Gene Ontology annotation, biological process: activation of GTPase activity. Gene Ontology annotation, cellular component: early endosome. The record is from RefSeq and is a predicted model, not a curated record. Gene Ontology annotation, molecular function: GTPase activator activity. NCBI's taxonomy places the organism in Eukaryota, Metazoa, Chordata, Mammalia, Rodentia, Cricetidae.